UUUAGUGCUUUGCCAGUAAACACCCAACAUACCUACCAGUAUAUGUGUUUUCACACACACACUCAGUGAAGGGGGAAAGAGCAAGUACCAAAGAGGGAAGGACAACAUUAGGUCCUGUGAAACUCACUUGAGUAUUUGCAAAGGGAGGUUGUUUGAGCUGGAAUGAUGCUACUCUUCAUCUGUUUCCUUUUGUCUCUGUGAGAUUCUGUGUUGCAAGGAGCAUCUUGUGAAAUGUCCUUGCAGGGUAAUGAUGAAAGUUCCCCAAUCUCCAUGUGCUGUGGGGAACACCCAGGAUAUGGCUUUUUCCUGUGCACCAGAUUAGAGACUGUGAAGGCUCCUCACCCGUGUGGGAGCUGCCCUGUGUAGUAGGAAGGCUGCGUUUGUGGUCAGAUUGGUAAUGCGAGCUCUUGGAGAAGAGUGAACUCUGUUUUCACACUGGUGGAGAGAAUGAAUUGCCGAGGGAGAGUCAGUCCUGGAACUGCAGGUAACCACGUACCCUUCCUUUCUGUCCUCCUGUAGAAGAUGGAAGAGGUGGGGGAAAUACAGGGCUGGGAUGGAUAAUGGGCAUGGUAUGGUGGCUGUCCUCAGAGCAGGAGAAGGGGCUUAGGUCAAGGGCAACGCAAUGGAUGAGGGAACUGGGGGGAGUUCUCCCCUGGGCUGGGAGAAUGACCUUUUUCCUAGAGCCAGGGGGAAUGAAAAUCCAGGCAGACUAUGGUCUCCCAUUCCUUUCAGUGUUUUAUUCUGUAAAUGAUGGGACUAAAGAGUGCUAUCCUACUAUGACUGCCCUGGUAAAACAGUCUGCAUCAAGCUGAGCACAGGUCACUCCUUCCAUCUCUGGUGUCUCUAAGGAAAACCAAGUGAGGACUGUCCCAAGAGCUUCUAUGUGAAAUGUUUUCCCUUUAGAAACAAUCAUUUCCAUGUGUCUGGCUGUGCAAAAAAAUGAGCUGGAGAGUUGUUCCUUUGGUUGAAUAUAAACUGUUGCAUAAAGGGGUUUAUGACAUAGAGCCAAAAUAAAGGUAGCUGAGAGAAAGAAGCUGGAAAGUGAGAUGAAGAGGAGAGAGGUACAGAAAGAGCAUUUAGUGAAAGACUGGGGUAAUGGGGGUAAAAAGAAAAAUGAGUUUGAGGAGAAAGGAUGUCGGACAGCAUAAAGGAGGCAUGAAGUUUGGACAGAGUAGAGGCAGGUCUUGUGACAACCAGCAAAACAAAACAGCAGCUUCAAGGCAGCCCCUGUGUUACUCUGCUCUGUGGGUCUGACUCAUGGCUAUUGACAGGCAGCAGGACCUGCUUACAGCACCUGUGAGGCUCCCCAGUCCUUGGAACAAGGGUACCAGCAGGCUGCUGGGGUACAGAGCCACCUGGGUUAUGCUGCCCCUGCCUCUGGUCUGGGGGAUUCCCACUCUUGCUUUGUGUUUUUCAGCCCCAGCAGAAGAGAGAAGCUGCUCCUGGCUGAACCCCUGGGUCUUCCUUAUUUCAGUCCUUGUCAUCAAAACUGCCUUUGUGACCAUCUGCCUUGUUGUUUUACUUCAUGGAGGCUAUGGCCAGUACAAGAUUCUGCUCCAGAACUCUACAGAGUGGCACUGUGUUCCCAACAUUUCUGCAGACAAAAUGGAAGGUUGGAUGUGCUGCCCAAAGGGCUGGAAAAGGUUUCAAAACAGCUGCUAUUUUCUCUCCCUUGAUACGAUGUCCUGGGCUGAGAGUGAGCAGAACUGCACCAGGAUGGGCUCCCACCUGGUGGUGAUCAACAGCAGGGAAGAGCAGGAGUUCCUCUUCAAUUUGGCAAAAGAAAAAGUUACUAACGCCUAUGAAACAAAAUACUACAUAGGCUUAACUUCUUACCGAAAUGGGCAAUGGCAGUGGGUGGAUCAGACUCCAUAUGAGAAGACAGCCACGUUCUGGAAACCUGGAGAACCCAAUUUACUCUUUGCAGAAAGAUGUGCUGCAAUUCACAUCAAGGGAAACAGAGACUCCAACACGUACAGUAACUGGAAUAACGUUCUUUGCUUCACAAGUUGCUAUCGUAUUUGUGAACUGGCAGUCAAAUUUGUCUGAAGAAGGAAAUUCCACUUUGGAUGAAGGAUCCAAGGAAGUAUCCUUGAGAAAGGCCAGCUCAUGAAAGCUGAUGAAAACCUGGCCUGAGAUAAUACAAAUACUUUAUCUUGCAGUGUAGAAUGAGCAAGCCUGCCAUAAAGUCCUAGAUCUGAAAGACCUCAGUUCCCAGCCUGUGCAUCUGCACCUCUUUCCAAUCUGGAGAUCAGUCCUGGAUGAAAUAGCUCAGGCUGAUAUCAAGGACUUACUGUGCCCCUUUUCACUCUUCUCCUUCACAGAUGAGGGUCCUGACUCUUCACUACUUUCUUUGUCCAGUCAGCAUCUCAAUGUGGAAAAGGCCAUCUCUGUUUCAUGAAAGGAUACCGGUUCUUCAAAUCACUGGAGCAGAAUUUGAAAGAGGAGGAUUCAGUGGGGUGUUCUUGUCCCUCCUCGAAAGGGAAAAAUUAUUUGUGGCUUAUCUUUAACGUUUCCUUCUUCCUUCAUCAUAUUCUGUGUUGACACAUUAGGAAAAAACCCAUAUUAAUAAAUGUUAAUUCUGCUCUUUGCAUGAGGAUGUCAUUUGAGUGACAUGUCCCAGAUUCCGACAACCCAGCCUCCCUGCAUGGAGGUUUUUAAUUUUCUAGUGUGUUUGGCACCUGUAUAUGAGAAUAUUACUGCCAGUGUGCUGGACUGGCCAGGAGCCUGACCCAGUGUUCACCUGCAGAGCCCGUGGAGAAUCACAUGCGAUGUGUCAUACUCAGUGCCAACCAUUGUUUCUCCAGGUUGCAACAGAAAGGAGAUGGAUUUUGGAGAUUCUGCUGAGAUGUGUGGCAUGGCAACAAAGGGGACAGAAAGAAAUCGAAUGUAAUAAGAAGUAUAAAAGCCAGAGUCCCCCAUGGAAGGAUUUCUAAUACAAAAAAAGGGUAGAAGACCCCUAUCAGAAGCAUCAAUGCAAAUAAGAUACACAGAAGUCUUGAGCAAGUGCUCUGCUUCCCUCAAGUUUUCCAAACCUGUCAGUAUGUUCCUCUCCUUUCGUCAGUGAUAUCCAUGCUCUUUGAAGAGCUGGUAGUUUCCAUUUUGAGACUGAAAAUAAACCCUGAAAAAUCUGCUUGUGGUGAUUUUUUUUCCCCAUCAAAAACCUGAGUACAAAUAUUUGUAACUUCUACCUUAAGUAGUGUAUUUGCCAGGUUUCUGGUUUAGCCACUGGACCAAAGGCUUGGCUGUUGCAAGGUCUUGGGCUCCUACUUUCUAAAGUUGCUGUGAUACUUUCACGAUGCAGAAAUUUUUUAGUCUUGUCCAACAUCACAGCAAAUAAGAAUAUUGCAAUGGACUUCUGCUUUGUAUGAUUUCUCUUUUUUAUUUCCUCAAAUCAGUUAUGGAAAUCAUAACAGCACAGUUUUGAGGCAGAAAAAGGGGCAGAUGAGACACACAGAGUGGCCAGUGUUUCGUAAGUGCUUUUAGAGGCAGCUGCAGUUCUGGCUCCUGGAAGGUGGUAGGGGACAGAGCAAAACUCACACCAGGAGAUUGGUUUUCAAGAAAAUGUAACUUGCUAGACACAG
Messenger RNA from Myiozetetes cayanensis, 3584 nucleotides. RefSeq names its product C-type lectin domain family 4 member E-like. The transcript has 5 exons. Bases 1258 to 2049 code for a protein of 263 amino acids. Gene Ontology annotation, molecular function: carbohydrate binding. The record is from RefSeq and is a predicted model, not a curated record. Lineage: Eukaryota; Metazoa; Chordata; Aves; Passeriformes; Tyrannidae. Gene Ontology annotation, cellular component: external side of plasma membrane. Gene Ontology annotation, biological process: antifungal innate immune response.